Molecule: messenger RNA, 1234 nt
Organism: Acomys russatus (golden spiny mouse)
Lineage: Eukaryota; Metazoa; Chordata; Mammalia; Rodentia; Muridae
Gene: Rnaseh2a
Product: ribonuclease H2 subunit A
Exons: 9
Coding region: 278-1189 (303 amino acids)
Biological process (GO): DNA replication, removal of RNA primer; mismatch repair
Cellular component (GO): ribonuclease H2 complex
Molecular function (GO): RNA binding; RNA-DNA hybrid ribonuclease activity
Source: RefSeq, a predicted model, not a curated record
GGGGGAGGAGCUUGCAAUAUGGCCCUGCCCACCCUCAAUUACAAACCCCGCCCGUAGUGGUAGCCCUCGAAGACUACAAUUCCCAGGAGAGAGCGCGGCAGCAGCGACAGCGGCGACGGCGCAUGCGUAAGCGACUUCGCCGGCAGAGGCGUCGGGGGCGGAUCCUGCGCGCCGAUUGGUCAGCAUCAAGAGAGCCUUCUGUACUCGCGGAAAACGCGCGCCGGGACCUGCGCCUGCAGUAUUACAUUCUGCGGUUGUUGGCUGUCGCUGAGGCGGCAUGGAUCUCAGCGAGCUGGAGAGGGACAAUACGGGCCGCUGUCGCCUGAGCUCUCGUGUACCCGCCGUGUGCCUCAAGGAGCCGUGCGCCCUGGGCGUGGAUGAAGCGGGCCGGGGCCCUGUGCUUGGCCCCAUGGUCUAUGCUAUUUGUUACUGCCCCCUGUCCCGCCUGGCAGAUCUGGAGGCCCUGAAAGUGGCAGACUCAAAGACCUUGACGGAGAACGAGAGGGAGAGGCUCUUCGCGAAAAUGGAGGAGGAUGGAGACUUUGUGGGUUGGGCUUUGGAUGUUCUGUCUCCAAACCUGAUCUCUACCAGCAUGCUUGGGCGGGUCAAGUACAACCUCAACUCCCUGUCCCAUGAUACAGCCGCGGGGCUGAUACAGUAUGCGCUGGAUCAGAGUGUGAAUGUCACUCAGGUAUUUGUGGACACUGUAGGAAUGGCAGAGACAUACCAGGCCCGACUACAACAGCGCUUUCCGGGGCUGGAGGUGACAGUCAAGGCGAAAGCAGACUCCCUGUUCCCUGUGGUCAGUGCUGCCAGCAUCUUUGCCAAGGUGGCGCGAGACCAGGCUGUAAAGAACUGGCAGUUCGUGGAGAGUUUACAGGACCUGGACUCGGAUUAUGGCUCAGGCUAUCCCAAUGAUCCCAAAACGAAAGCCUGGUUGAGGAAGCAUGUGGACCCUGUGUUUGGCUUCCCCCAGUUUGUACGGUUCAGUUGGAGCACAGCCCAGGCCAUCCUGGAAAAGGAGGCAGAAAGUGUCACCUGGGAGGACUCGGCAGCCGAGGAGGAUCCUGAGCGACCAGGAAGGAUCACAUCCUACUUCAGCCAGGGCUCUCAGAGCUGCCGCCCUCAGGCCCCCCACAGUGCUCAUAGAAGCCAGAAGAGGGCACCAGAUCCCUGCAACUGCAGUUAGAGAUGGUUUUGAGCAACCUUGUGGGUCUUGACACUUGACAGGCAG